Messenger RNA from Aethalodelphis obliquidens (Pacific white-sided dolphin), 1356 nucleotides. RefSeq names its product zinc finger protein 701-like. The transcript is spliced from 4 exons. The record is from RefSeq and is a predicted model, not a curated record. Bases 256 to 870 code for a protein of 204 amino acids. Lineage: Eukaryota; Metazoa; Chordata; Mammalia; Artiodactyla; Delphinidae. Gene Ontology annotation, biological process: regulation of DNA-templated transcription.
AGAGUCCUAACAACUGGACCUCCAGGGAAUUCCCUGAAAUAGUAUUUUUAGCUUCUGGGAGCAUGCCAAUCUUCACCGAGUACGAAACUAUAUGUCUCCAAACACUUGGGUGAUCAGCUGCAGAGAGCAUUUGGCAAAAAUAGGAUCACGAUACCUUUAAAGGUGGGGUGAAGCUCACCUGGAUAUAUCUUUUCCCAACUCCCCUCCUGGCAAAGCUAGUCAUUUCUAGCGAAGUCCAGUCUCCUCAGUGUGUGGAUGUGUUGGGACUACAUUACCCAGAAUGCUCAGUAUCGAGCGGCAGGAACGCUACCCAAUGAACGCUUAGAGACAGGAGGCCGCAUGAUGUCAGGGCGGAACUUCUGGCUUCCUUUUCACAGCGGCCAUGUUAGCUACUCUUGGUUUUGUUUGACCAGUGUGAGAGAUUUGGGAAUUGUGGGUCCAUCUCGAGGUGACGGAAUUGAGAAGGUCCGAGAGGAGGGGCUGUCUUCGCGGCAUAGAGGCGGGUCUCAAGUUCGGCGACGCCGCCCGGGGGCCCCGUACCAGGCCCAGGAGAGGGUCCGCCGUCCCUGCGUCCCGCCUCUCCCGGCCCCGCUCCGCCCACAGAGUCGGAUGGCGGCGGCGGUGCUGAGGAACCUGCCUCAGGGCAGUGUGACCUUUGAGGAUGUGGCCGUGUACUUCUCCUGGGAGGAAUGGGAUCUCCUUGAUGAUGCUCAGAGAUGCCUGUACCACAACGUGAUGCUGGAGAACUUGGCACUUAUAACUUCCUUGGGUUGUUGGCAUGGAGCAGAGGAUGAAGAGGCACCUCCUGAACAGAGCAUUUCUGUAAAUAGAAUGUCACAGUGCAACAACACAGGAGGAGAUCCCUUAUGAAGAUGCCAUUUGCCUGUAUUGAACCAGAUACAUCCAAACAUCCACUUAAAUUCCAGGUAUGUGGGAGCUGCAUUGCACUUUUUAACCUGUCCAGGGCCCUUGCCAGAUUUAUGUCACCACCAGUUCUGUAGCAGAAGUCAUUUCACCUCUAACCACCUGGCAGAUGCCCAUAGUGUGCAACAUUCACCCAACCUAGGAAGGAAACCCCAGUGCUCUCCCACUUGCGGGAUGAUUCAUGAGUAGCUUGAACACUUAGUCUUUCCCAGUUUUUUUUCCUCCCUUAUGAGUUAAAUCAUGGACCUUACCCAGUUUUGGCCUAGAGGACUCCGUUGGUGAUUUGAAAAGAUGGACUACAUUUUUCAUAAUAUUAUUGAUCUCAUGAGACUCUAGUGAUGGGAUUUUCCAGCCUCCAAGUCACUAGCCUGGGGAACAGUCUGCCUCCCAUUGCUCUUGUUUGUAUAAUAAUAAAGGUCUUAUUGUUUAAGA